AUGGAACGUUCAUCGCCUCUCGCGGCCGUGCAGCCCACAGCCAUACCAUUCUGGGGUUGUCGAGCAGAUGCCCUCCCAUCCUAUGGAGACUUCAAAGGAAACUUCCCUGAGCGAUUCGGCUUUGGACCUUCCAAUUUUAACUUCAAAGAUCUUAGCAUGGAAAGAGCUCCCAUGGAUUAUUUCAACUUCAAGCCUAUUCGCGGCUCGUCGCCGACUGCAAGCCUUGCUGCAGACCUGUCGUCAAAUUUCCAUAUCGACCAAAGUCCUCAAUUGCCUACACCGCGCCGAUCACUAUUCUCCUCUUCAUUAUUCGGCACUUUCAAUGGCCGAGAAGCCGCAAGGACACCGCCAUUACCUUCUUCCUCUCCAGGUCCUGGCCUUGAGUCAAUGGAGAUCUCUCCCCUUCCUCACAAGCAACCCUUUGUGGCGGAGACCCAGAUAGAUACCACUCCCAUGGAGACAUCAAUUGAAGAGGACGAAGAUAUCAUAACGGCCAAUGUUGUGAUGCAAGAUUCCUACACAGGCUCUCCGGGACACGGGGCAAUCCAACCACGCCCACGAGCGUCUCUCUUAAGAUCUUCGUUAUCCCGAACAAAGGGUUUCACCACAUCAGCAGUAUCUCUCAAAUCGGCUAGAGCCGAGCAGCCUCCGUUCAAAUUCGGGAACGGAGUAACCUUGAAGUUUCCACCGGUGAUGACUCCCGAGCAGUGCUUCGCAGCUUCUCCUCAAAGGGAUGGGCGACCGCAGUCUGCCGACUCUCCAUCUUCAAGGCCUAUGGGACCCCCCCCGAAAUUCAGAACCUCCACUUCGAAUUUGCGCGGACCACCACCGCCAGUCUCGGGCCAUGUGCGGAAGCCUUCGAAUCCAAUGCAGCGCCCGCGAAAGCAGUUUCGUCGAUCUCUCUCCAUGUUCGAGCAUCCUGAAGAUGUUAUGAAACAACAAGCAGCUCAUUUUGCCGUACCCAGACUCGACCCCGUUAUGGAUAUUGAUGACCCUCCUAGGCGUCAACUUCCUCAUUUCCUCUUGAACGAUGAAAGCUUACCUCGUAUCACAAGAGAAACUAUGGUCGAUGUACUCGAUGGCAAUUUUAGGCAACAAUAUGACGAGUUCUUAAUUGUUGACUGCCGUUUUGAGUAUGAAUACGAAGGUGGGCACAUUGACGGAGCGAUUAAUUACACCGACAAGGAACAGCUGGCUAGUCGGCUUUUUAAGAACCCGUGCUCAGGCCGCACUUUGAUCGUUUUUCAUUGUGAAUAUUCAGCAUGUCGGGCUCCCCUAAUGGCCAAGCACGUUCGAAGCAGUGACAGAGCCUGCAACGCCCAUAGAUACCCAAAUCUGACAUAUCCUGAGAUGUAUAUUCUCGAUGGGGGAUACAGUCUUUUCUUCGCGAGCCACAAAUUACGAUGCUCUCCACAGGACUAUGUGGAGAUGGGAGACAAGAAGCAUGAAAAUGCAUGCGAGCGUGGUAUGGGCCGCGUCAAGCAACAACGAACCAAACUCAGCAGAGCACAAACCUUUGCGUUCGGCCAGCAUGAGCCACCUACCGAUGAUAGUCCUACAGCCUCAAGCCGACGACAGCGGCCCGUAGCAGGUGACCUUCCUCGUGAAUCCUCUACCGACCUCGUCAUGGAUAUCGAGGACAUCCUUGCCUCGGUUGAUGACCAUGCGCUUCCGACGGAGACUACUGAGGUCCAGCAAUUGGCCCGAUUGUGGGUGGCUGAGCGUAGUGCUCCAGAGAUAUUUCCCUGGCCAGCGGCUUUGAUGGAUCGCAUGUUGGAGAGGAUUAAGCAACAGAUUGAAGUUGUCGAGGAACAGACAGGCAACGCAGACCCCAGGGCCAAUUUCCAUCUGAUCAUCAUUCAAACGGAGCUCGAGCGCUUUAAAUACCUCGUGCGCUCCUUUUUACGUACGAGGAUUGCAAAAAUCGAUGCCCAUCCCUUCUACUACCUACAAACCCCCGCCGCCAAAUCCCUUCUCUCCCCUUCCGAACUCUACUACUUGACCACCCACACCGCCCUCCUACACGACCAUUACCAUAGCUCGUUUCUCAGCCAAUUCCCCCAGACUCUUCAAAAACUUGAUGAUAAGGCCGCAGGAGGGAUCAGUAUGGUAGAAGGGCCAGAUGUAGAUAAGGCGGUAUUCGUGAGAUGUUUGAAGAGUAUGGAGGAAUCUGUGGAGGUGCCAGGGACAGAUAUCAGGUUGGAGAUGGGAAGGGGAGAUGUUGUUGUUACGAGGUGGAGUGUAGUCAGGGAAAUGGUGGGAAAGGGGGAGUGUGAGUUGGUUUGA
Molecule: messenger RNA, 2286 nt
Organism: Bacidia gigantensis
Lineage: Eukaryota; Fungi; Ascomycota; Lecanoromycetes; Lecanorales; Ramalinaceae
Exons: 8
Coding region: 1-2286 (761 amino acids)
Biological process (GO): positive regulation of G2/M transition of mitotic cell cycle; protein dephosphorylation; positive regulation of G2/MI transition of meiotic cell cycle
Cellular component (GO): cytoplasm; nucleus
Molecular function (GO): protein tyrosine phosphatase activity
Source: RefSeq, a predicted model, not a curated record